AAGAAGGUAGGCGAAAUGGCAUCCAUGUUUCUCGAAACCAGAAAGGCGUUGCAGAUUGACUGCAACAUCUUGGAUCCCAUCAACGAUAAUGCCACCCCCAGCGUAGCAGGCACUGAAAUCUCGAGAAAGACCAUAAUCCGUGCAGAAAGGGUCAAGUCAAUGAUCAGUGUCAAGUACCUCUACAUCCAGAGGCUCUACGAGAUCUCAGAGCAAGAAACCCAGCACCCAGGAGUGGAGGAUGUCUAUAACCCGCUUCAGAUCAUACGAAACCGUAAGAUCAGGGCCAAGUACGGCGAAUACCCAAAACCCCUUAGCAUCAAAACUCUCCCUUUGGCCUCCAAUGUGUUCAGCAAGAAUAACACCAACCCCAAAAAGCCCUGGAAAAUGCUCUGGGCUAUCGAGUUACCUGAGAUAAUGGGCAACCUCCUUUGGUCCAGAAGCCACUGGCACGAGCUCAAGAACGCCAAGGGCCAGUUGUGGUUUCCUGCUGAAAGAAACCUGUCACACUCCUCCUCUUCCUCCUCGGCAGAAUUGAAGCACAGACUACACGAUAAACUUUUCAACGACGAACUCAAGGAAGAAAGUUCCGACAAGAAAACUAGAAGAAGGCACCUGUCAUCAACUACCACCAGCAAUGACAGCGAUGGACAUUUCUUCAAAAUUACCUCCUCGAGGUCGCCCAUGAGACUUAAAGAUAGAAUGAGAAAACAUACCCGCAAGAUAUACGCCCAUUCUUCUUCUUCUUCCAAUGCAGGCGAUGAUGAUGAUGGUAAGUUAGGCUAUAAUAUACCCAAGAUCAAAGAUCCUAUGAAGGAUCAAAUUUUCAAGCGAGUUUCUACUUCGCCAGAGAGAUCUGAUGAGUCUAGGCCGCUUGAUCCAACAACCCCUCCAGCACCAAAACUAAGAGUUAUCUCACCAACACAAGAGCUUGAUGUCAACGAUGUGCGUAUACGCUCAGUUGAUAGGCGAAUUGGCUCUGUCGAUGAUUCAUACGAAGUCGUACCACUAUUUGGUGAAGACGAACCGGAUAGCGAUGUUCUCGCUGAAAUUGUCAAAUGCCCUGAGCCAGACCUCAGAGUGAAAGAACUUCAAGAGGCAAUUAAGAAUUUUAAUUACUUCGAACAGGUGAUAAGUCUUCGAAUGAAUUACGUUGUCAACAUCUAUCCUCAUUUAACCAAAUCAAUUGACACUGCCCUUGAAGGGAUCCUUAACGAACAGUUGCGCGAGCUUUUCGAACUCACCAUGAAAAUCAGUGACGAGCAUUUACCUAUCUAUGAGCAGUUGUAUAGUGGGUUCCUCAAUGAAGUCAAGGCUAUCAACCAUCUUAUUAACGAUGAUUAUUCUAUAAAGAUUGAUAAUUUAUUAAGUACUAGUGACAGAUCGAUUGGAGAAAUCAAUACUUCUCUUUCCUUAGAAUUGAGAAAGAUUAAUGAAAGGAUUGAUAAAUUGAACUCUUCAUUGUUCAGCAACAAUGUUGUCACAGAAACCUUCAAAGACGCCGAAUUGAGCUUGAAGUUAAAGAAUGGGAACAACUACAAAAUAUUAUACUCUGCAUUGGAGAAUUUAAUCGUGAUCUUAUUAAAAUUUAUUUGGGUGAUUGUGAAUAUUUACAAGUUCUUUGCUUACUUGGUAAAAUUGGUGAUACGAAUGUUCCGGUUUCUUCUU
Suhomyces tanzawaensis NRRL Y-17324 is the source of this 1665-nucleotide messenger RNA. RefSeq lists its product as uncharacterized. The record is from RefSeq and is a predicted model, not a curated record. The transcript has a single exon. The annotation marks the transcript as partial. Lineage: Eukaryota; Fungi; Ascomycota; Pichiomycetes; Serinales; Debaryomycetaceae.